Colletotrichum graminicola M1.001 is the source of this 4188-nucleotide messenger RNA. RefSeq names its product DNA-dependent RNA polymerase. Bases 1 to 4188 code for a protein of 1395 amino acids. The transcript has a single exon. Gene Ontology annotation, molecular function: DNA-directed RNA polymerase activity; mitochondrial promoter sequence-specific DNA binding. NCBI's taxonomy places the organism in Eukaryota, Fungi, Ascomycota, Sordariomycetes, Glomerellales, Glomerellaceae. The record is from RefSeq and is a predicted model, not a curated record. Gene Ontology annotation, biological process: mitochondrial transcription. Gene Ontology annotation, cellular component: mitochondrial DNA-directed RNA polymerase complex.
AUGCUUCUCAGGAACGGCCGGAGAGGCCUUUCCCUCCACCAUGCCACCGUUUUUCGACCCCUACGACCGACUCCUCGAUUCGCCUUGACAACGAUCAAUGCGAGCGAAAGAAGCCACCGCUGCUUCACCACACAGCAGAACGCGCGUCCCAUACCGAGACGGAACAGCUUGAGUGCUAGCCGGAAUCUCGCCACUGCCGUCAACGAACGCCAGCCCAGCAAUGACUGCCAGUUUGAAAAACUCCACAACGCCGUCAUACCUCUUUUCCGGAAGACCGCGGCUGGCAGCCAUGUUCAUGAGCUGCGCGCUUUCGAUCCCUCCUCGCCCCUCGUCAUCGAAGAGCCGUCGGUGGCUGCCGCUCGCGGGAGAGCAAACCCGGCUGGCGUACCUGGUGACGCCGAGGAGAUGCUCCUCGUCUUCCACGCUUGCAUCCGCGUUGGCAAGAUCGACCGCGCCGAACUUGUUCUCAAACGCAUGAAUUCCUACGAUGUCUUUCCAGGAGAAGAACUUAUCUUUCUGCACAACCGAUACCUCCGCGCCUCUCUCGACCAGAUGCGAUCAAGGCCAGACAGGAAACAGGCAGAGGGCCUCCACAAAUGGUACGAGCUGAAUAUCCGCGCCAAGGACUUGCCUCAGACUGCCGAAACCGUAGCCUGCAUGCUCAAGGCCUCGCUGCUCUCAGAACACGAUCCCGACAGACGCCGCCGCCUGGUGACCCGAUACAUGGGUUUGGCCCCCGGCGAGGCUGGCCUCCAGGUCUUGUCAAUGGCAGACAUUCUCACCGACCAGGAUCUUGCCGUCAUCACAGACUUCUGCCCAACCUACAACCUUGCCCCCACAGAAAACGAGGUACCGGCAGACGCCGAAGCCGCCGAAGCUGCCGAGUUCCCGAUCGAGUCCGCAUCCGAGGAAGUAGCUAUCAAAACCGCUUCUGCCCCGGGGCAAUCUAUGCCAGAGGUCUUGGCCACGCCCCAGAAGGGUUUCGGACUCAAAACCCUGAAGAAUACCCUGACUUUGUUCGACGAGAUCCCCCAGAAUUGCGACAUCUCGACGUUGCCUCUCCGCGAGCGGAGAGAGAUCCAAGCCCGCCUUGAGCGUGAUUGCGUCGAUGCCGCUGUUGAGCGGUGGCGCGAGGAGAACGAGUCCCUGCAGAAGAUGGGCCUCAACACCUCCGUCUCACACGCCUCCCUGAACUCCCGCCUAUACGACUGGCAACUUGCCUUGGAGGCUCGGCUGAAGGACGAGCUGGUCAGGAUCGAGGCUGCCGAGGCCACGCCCAAGAAGACUCCCGAAGACUACGACCGAUGUGUCUACGGCCCUUUUCUGCGCCUGUCCACUCCGAGCCGUCUGUCAGCUGUCACCAUCUUGGGCACUUUGAGCUCAACCGCCAUCGCUGGCGUCGAUCGAGGCAUGCCCAUCUCCAUCGCCAUCUCCAAUCUCGCCAGGCUGGCCGAGGAGGAUAUUAGAGCCCAGCUUGCUGCAAACCAGAAGCUGAAAUCGAAGCCGAAGAGCAGGCGGGUUAUCAUGACCAAGCGCGAGCGCAAAACCUCGCCCGAGGAACCCGCUAAGCUACUGAGUGACUCCGAGGCCAAGGCAUCCCCCAUCCCCGACACCCCUUGGCCUCCUGCGGUCAAAGCCAAGGUCGGCGCGGCGCUGCUCUCGGCACUCAUUGAGACCGCCAAGAUCAAGGUGGUGAAGGAACAUCCCGAGACCAAGACCCUGAUCAGCCAGUUUCAACCCGCCUUCUCUCACGUCAGUCAGCUGAAGAGGGGUAAGAAGAUUGGCAUGAUGCUGCUGAACAAGGAGCUGGUCAAUCUUAUGAAGCGAGAGCCCCAGGGUGACUACCUUGCCAAGCAUUUGCCAAUGGUUGUUGAGCCUGAGCCAUGGCAGGCGUUCGACAAGGGCGGUUUCUUGGAAAGCAGAGCGAACCUGGUUCGCAUCAAACAGGGUGGCAAGGACCAGAAGCUGUAUAGCGAGGCGGCCAUCGCUCGCGGAGACAUGGACCAGGUCUUCAAGGGUCUGGAUGUCUUGGGCAAGACAGCAUGGCGGGUCAACACACCUGUUCUCAAUGUCAUGCUCGAGGCCUGGAACACUGGCGAGGCUCUGGCCAACCUUCCCGCAUUGAACCCUGAUAUUCCCGUACCCCCCGAACCCGAGGCGUCCGACGACCCGAUGGCGCAUAGAAACUGGGUCAGAGCCGUCAAGGCUGCGGACAACGAACGAGGCGGUUUGCACUCCGUCCGCUGCUUCAUGAACUUCCAGCUGGAAAUCGCCCGAGCCUUCCGGAACCAGACCUUUUACUUCCCUCACAACAUCGAUUUCCGUGGCCGCGCCUAUCCCCUGCCGACCUAUCUCAAUCACAUGGGUGCUGAUCACGUCCGUGGCAUCCUCCGCUUCGCCAGGGGCAAGGAACUGGGCGAAGAUGGCCUCAAAUGGCUCAAGGUCCACCUGGCCAACGUCUUCGGUUUCGACAAGGCCAGCCUCAAGGACAGAGAGUCGUUCGCCAUGGACAACCUGGUCAACAUCUUCGAUUCGGCAAACAAGCCGCUUGAUGGCAACAGGUGGUGGCUGAAGGCCGAAGACCCGUGGCAAUGUCUCGCUGUGUGCUACGAGCUCAAGGCCGCUCUCGAAUCCCCGGAGCCCACAAAGUUCGUCUCCCAUCUCCCUAUCCACCAGGACGGCACCUGCAACGGUCUGCAGCAUUACGCCGCCCUCGGCGGUGACUCGUGGGGUGCACGACAGGUCAACCUCGAGCCCGGCGACAAGCCUGCCGACGUCUACUCUGCUGUCGCCAACAUCGUCAAGGAGCACAUUGCCAAGGAUGCCGAGGCCGGCAACGCAUUCGGGCUGGUCAUGAACGGAAAGAUCACCAGAAAGGUCGUCAAGCAAACUGUCAUGACCAACGUCUACGGCGUCACCUUUGCCGGUGCCAAGAAGCAGGUCUGCAAACAGCUCGACGCGUUGUACCCGAACCUGUACGAGGAGUCUGGGUUCUCUAGUAUCGUCCUUGCUUCGUACGUUGCCACGCUGGUGUUCAAGGCCCUGUCGUCCAUGUUCGGCGGCGCCCAUGACAUUCAGCACUGGCUCGGUGAGAUUGGCGGACGUGUCUGUAGGGCCCUGUCAGCCGAGCAGCUGGAGCGGAUCAGCAACGACAACCUCUUGCCUUCGCCAUCAAAGACGGCAAGAGCCGGUGACAAGAAGACGACUACCGACGACCUGCUGGCCCAGUUCCGCGCCACGAUCGUUUGGACUACUCCCCUCCGCAUGCCCAUUGCCCAACCGUACCGCAAGAGUGGCACCCGCAUCAUCAAGACCUCCCUCCAAGAGCUCUCCCUGACCGUCCCUGAGCGCUCCGACCCCGUCCACCGCAAGAAGCAGCUCCAGGCCUUCCCUCCUAACUUCAUUCACUCGCUCGACGCGACGCACAUGCUCCUGUCCGCGCUCGAGUGCCACGAGCUCGGCCUUGACUUCGCCGCCGUCCACGAUUCUUUCUGGACCCACGCCGCCGACGUCAACGUCAUGAACCGUGUUCUCCGUGACGCUUUUGUCAGGAUCCACGAGGAAGACGUCAUCGGCCGUCUCUCGGCCGAGUUCGAGGCCCGGUACCGCGGCUCGAUCUACCUCGCCAAGGUUAACGAGGGAACCCCGGUGGAGAAAAAGAUCACCGCGUUGCGUAAGAAGUCAAGGAUGUCAUCCAGGGAGGAGCUCCUGAUGGAGUACAAGAGACAAACCCUUCUCCGUUCCUCCGACCCCGAGCAGGUUGCCGAGGGCCGGAAUAUGGUCACGCCGGCCAGCAUCUUUGAGGAGAUGGCGGCCACUGAGGCCCUCGCCGAGCCUGAGGACAUGGACGGCCUUGGGCUCGGCGCCAUCCCUGACAAGGCCAACGAUGCGGGCGCCCUCGCGGCCGAGACCGAGGAGGGCAUCGACGACGAGAUCGCCAAGGAGGACGACGAGGAGACGGAAGCGGGUGACGGCGAGUCUCCGAGCUCCCAGUGGGCGAAGCAGAUGCUGAACAACAUGAAGAUCUCGCAUUUUGAGCAGACGAUCAUCAACCGGCCCAAGACCGCCGAGGCCAAGACCAAGCUCAAAACCAUUCAGGUCUGGCUCCCGCUGACCUUCCCGCCCAUCCCCAAGAAGGGCGACUUUGACGUUCAGCGCCUCAAGGAAAGCGAGUACUUUUUCUCGUGA